This is a messenger RNA of Symbiodinium pilosum, 1136 nucleotides long. Lineage: Eukaryota; Dinophyceae; Suessiales; Symbiodiniaceae. The record is from the annotation of a GenBank genome assembly.
GUAGGGGACUUUCCCGCACGGUGCGACCCUUCUCCGUGCGAGCCAUGCUGACUCUUUUGCUGUCAGUGGCGCUCCCUGCAAUCUCCGUGGCGUCGAGACAAUAUGGGGAGCCGGAGGCACCGCAAAUGCAGCUGCUCCAGCACAAGUUCAUCCUCGAAGGCGCGGAAGAAUGGCACCUCAAAGAAGCUCGGCCGCUAACUUGGAUUCACUUCCCAAAGUGCGGCAGCUCCUUCAUCAACGCCAUCACCCGCCUGCCCGGUGCUUGCCCAUCUAUGGCCGAUCACGCCCUCAACGAAGACACAGUCGGUGGUGGCGCCUGCUGGCUGUCCCACUGGUUCAGGGACCUUCACAUUAUGAAAGAUCGUUUGCCCUCAGCUGCAAUGUCUUACUUGCCGGAGCACUGCCCGCGAGACUGCCAGGCAGCGCAUUACGUCUGCCAGCAGUCCGCGUUGCCACAUGUCCCUUUAACCAACUACGCGGCCCAGCGGGGCCACUUGGUGGGAAUGUUCCGCGAUCCGGAUCAGCGUAUCCUUUCAGGCUACCAUGAUGAUGCCAACAACUUUGCGGCAGAGGACUACGGCAGCUACCUGGUCGACAUGUCGCGCCACAAGAUCCAAGAGAGCAAGGCAAACUGCACCGGAUCCAUGGUGAGAGGCUUGCCAAAGAUACCGCUCUCAGAGUUUGCCGAAACGUGGAAGGGCGGUAUGACGUACCAGCUGGUAGCCGACCAGGAGACCACGACAGCGCUGGAUCCGCGCCGUCUCCGGGUGACGCGUCGAGAUGCCACCGAGGCAGCACGAAGGGUCCGCGAGGACUUUGCCUUCGUAGGCCUCACAGAGCAGUGGGACUUGUCAAUCUGCCUCUUUCACAAAAUUUUUGGAGGAUCGUGCCAUGCCUUCGAGUUCGAAGACACGAGGCCCAGCUUUGCAGGGAAAAGUGCAGACAAAGACUACGACACCUCCCAGCUUGAAGGCUGGCACGACGACAUUGACGAAGUGGUGUAUGCCGCUGCACUGGAGGUUUUCCGCCGAAACCUUGUUUUGUUUAACGUUUCACAAGAGACCUGCCAAGAGUGCAGCAGUCAGAGAGAGAGCGACCCAGCAUUUUGGCAGGAGCGCAGGGAGACGGGCCAGUAG